AGUACCUCACAGGAGGGGCGGCCUUAGGAUACCGAUUCCCCGCCCGAGUUGCAGGGACUCUGAAGGAGUAGUACCAAUUUAAAUCUUCCUCCCCAAGAAACUCUCACCAGGUUACUGGGGGCUGGACUUUUGUCUAGCUUUUCCCAGUCUUCAGUUUUCCUCCGGACUCCUCGCUCCGCCCCCGGGCCCGCCCGUCACCUCUCGGACUCCGUCUUUUCCCCCCUCAGUCUGCCACGCCACUUGGUAUCACCCAGCUCCGCCUACCACAGGGCCUCCCCUGCCACUCAAGAUGGCUGCUGUUGUGGGGCCCGGCUCGGAGCCUUGGAACCGCGUAAAGAUCCCCAAAGCCGGUAGCCGCAGCACAGUGACAGUGAGGGACCCCGGCGCUGCCCUGAAACUUUGCAUUGCAGCUGUAAUUAAAGAAUGCCAUCUCGUCAUACAAUCUCUGAGGAGCCACAUGUUAGAUGCAGAAACAGAUGUGCUAUGUUCGGUCCUUUACAGCAACCACAACAGAAUGGGCCGCCACAAACCCCAUUUGGCCCUCAAACAGGUUGAACAAUGUUUAAAACGUUUGAAAAAUAUGAAUUUGAAGAGUUUGAUUGAAGACCUACCUGAGUUGUUUUCUUCCAACCAGCCAGUGGUGGAGUUGGUGUUGAUGAAGGUUUUAGGAGCCUGCAAGCUCUUACUCCGCUUGUUGGAUUGCUGCUGCAAGGCAUUUCUUUUGACUGUGAAACACCUAGGAUUGCAAGAGUUCAUUAUUUUAAACCUUGUCAUGGUUGGACUGGCAAGCAGAUUAUGGGUUCUCUAUAAAGAUGUUUUAAGAAGGUUGGUUUCUUUAUACGAGCCCUUGUUUGCACUGCUUCAAGAGGUCUCUGGGAUUCAACCCAUGCCUUACUUCAACGAUUUUACCUUUCCUGCUGAUAUUACUGAAUUUCUGGGACAGCCCUACCUGGAAAUCUUUAAGAAAAAAAGGCCUACAGCUUUUGCAGCUAAAGGAGUAACUAAGUUGCUAAAUAAACUUUUUUUGAAAAAAGAACAAACGCCAGGAUCUACUGAAGACACUUUACUUAGAAUUUCCCAAAAGGCUAAACAAAUGAAGAUCAGUGUACAGAAUAAUGUGGAUCUUGGACAGCCAGUAAAAAAUAAGAAAGUUCUCAAAGAGAAGUCAUCAGGAUUUGAUGUGAGGGCUUUCUGCAAGCAGCUCAAGCACAAAGCUUUUCAGGAGACCAGCUUUGAAUCUAGAUGUUCUCGGUCCAAAUUAAAGAAAACAACCAAAAAUUCUCAGCAAGUGAUAGGAUCUAUCCAUGCCCAAAGUUUUGUGCAAAGAUUCCGAGAGGCCAAGACUUUUAUACAACUUUCUCAAGAAAUCCAAAUGGCAGUUGUGUGGUGCAGAACGAAAAAACUGAAGGCUCAGGCCACAUUUCUGGGUAACAAACUUCUUAAAAGUAACCGACUUAAACAUGUAGAAGCUCUAGGUUAUAGUUUGCCAAAGAAACUAGAAUGCAUAAAAACAUCUAUUUGCAACUGCCUUCUUUAUGGCUCAGGUAUCAAAACUUCAAAGCAUCAUCUGAGACGAAGAUCACAGAAUAAACUUUUACUAAGAAAAAGGAAACCGCAGAGAAAGUGGCAGUCAACUCUUUUAAAGGAAAUUCAGCAGCUUCCUCAAGAACCUCUGAAAAGUGCUGUGGACACCAGUACUAAGUUGGGUCUCUCACACUGCACAAUUCAGAGAACUGAUCGCUACCCAAACAGUAAGCAGCUACUGAGUAGCAGACUUUCAAAUCCUGCCACACUGAUUAAGGAGAAUCAGAUUCAUGGACAUCUCACAAGAAGUAGUGAAAGUCAAACUAAUUCAUGGACAAAGGUGCACAUAAACAGACAAAAAACACCAGAACCUGUUAAAGAGACAGAUGACAUUGAUGACAUUUUUGCUUUAAUGGGAGUGUAGUUGUUUACAUGUGGGACUUUCAAGCAGUUAACAAACUGGUCCAUGGUUGUGUUUUAAGGGGUGUUGCUGAGAUCUUGGAAUACUGCUAUGCUCAGAGAGGAGCUGCUUCCAUGCAAUAUCCCAGUUCAUUUUGGUUCAAUAAACAUUUCUGGUA
This is a messenger RNA of Octodon degus (degu), 2102 nucleotides long. It is a transcript of the gene Rmp64, whose product is annotated as nucleolus and neural progenitor protein. The record is from RefSeq and is a predicted model, not a curated record. Gene Ontology annotation, cellular component: nucleus. NCBI's taxonomy places the organism in Eukaryota, Metazoa, Chordata, Mammalia, Rodentia, Octodontidae. Gene Ontology annotation, biological process: positive regulation of Notch signaling pathway. The coding region runs from base 290 to 1948 and encodes 552 amino acids. The transcript is spliced from 9 exons.